Messenger RNA from Strigops habroptila (Kakapo), 1742 nucleotides. RefSeq names its product homeobox D10 (gene HOXD10). The record is from RefSeq and is a predicted model, not a curated record. Gene Ontology annotation, cellular component: nucleus. The transcript is spliced from 2 exons. Gene Ontology annotation, biological process: regulation of transcription by RNA polymerase II. NCBI's taxonomy places the organism in Eukaryota, Metazoa, Chordata, Aves, Psittaciformes, Psittacidae. Gene Ontology annotation, molecular function: RNA polymerase II cis-regulatory region sequence-specific DNA binding; DNA-binding transcription factor activity, RNA polymerase II-specific. Bases 95 to 1114 code for a protein of 339 amino acids.
UCGCGCGGAGGCAUCCGCAAUUACACGGGAAUGUUUUCCUAGAGAUGUCAGCCUACAAAGGACACAAUCUCUCUUCCUCAAAUUCCGCCCCAAAAUGUCCUUUCCCAACAGCUCUCCUGCCGCUAAUACUUUUUUAGUAGAUUCUCUCAUCAGUGCGUGCAGGAGUGACAGUUUCUACUCCAACAGCGCCAGCAUGUAUAUGCCACCUAGCACAGACAUUGGGACGUAUGGGAUGCAAACCUGUGGACUGCUUCCGUCUCUGGCUAAAAGAGAAGUUAAUCACCAAAAUAUGGGUAUGAAUGUACAUCCUUAUAUACCUCAAGUAGACACUUGGACAGACCCGAACAGAUCUUGUCGAAUAGAGCAACCUGUUACACAGCAGGUCCCCACUUGUUCCUUCACUACAAAUAUUAAAGAAGAAAGCAAUUGCUGCAUGUAUUCCGAUAAGAGAUCCAAACUCAUUUCUGCAGACGUCCCUUCCUACCAGAGGCUGGUGUCUGAAUCAUGCCCCAUUGAGAACCCCGAGGUUCCCGUCCCAGGAUAUUUUAGACUGAGCCAGACCUACGCCACUGGGAAAACCCAAGAGUACAAUAAUAGCCCUGAAACGAGUUCAACUGUAAUGUUACAGUUAAACCCUCGCGGCAGCUCCAAACCGCAGAUAUCUGCUCAACUUCAGCUGGAAAAGAAAAUGAAUGAAAACCCGAACAGCCAAGACAGCACCGCUAAAGUCUCUCAAGUGGAAAGUCCCGAGCCCAAGUCCACGUUGCAAGACGAGCGGAGCUGCCUGCCUGAAGGCUCCGUGUCCAGCCCAGAAGUCCAGGAGAAGGAGAGUAAAGAGGAAAUCAAGUCUGAUACUCCGACAAGCAAUUGGCUAACUGCAAAGAGUGGCAGAAAGAAGAGGUGUCCUUACACUAAACACCAAACACUGGAAUUAGAGAAAGAGUUCUUAUUCAAUAUGUAUCUCACUCGAGAGCGCCGUCUAGAGAUCAGUAAGAGCGUAAACCUCACUGACAGGCAGGUCAAGAUUUGGUUUCAAAACCGCAGAAUGAAGCUCAAGAAGAUGAGCAGGGAGAACCGAAUCCGGGAACUGACCGCUAAUCUGACCUUCUCUUAAACCCUAACCCCGGGGGGGACACCAGUGAGGAGUGGGCACAGCACCGCCACUUGUUAAAGGCAGGAGAGACUCUGGCAAAACCCGGCAUUUCCCAGUUUUGUUUUGUUUUGUUUUGUUUCUGAUAGAAUGUGACUCUUCGUCCUUCUUUUAGCGCUGCAAGUGAAUAUGUAUUACUAUGAUGAGUAUAUAUAAAACCUAGCACGUGUAAUUUAUUUUUGUUCUCAUCGUAAUGCAGGGUAACUAUUAUUGAAUAUUAUCAUUUGGUCUUAACUUAUUGGAACUGUCGAACAUCCAAGCAAUGUGACUUUUUCAUGUUUUUACUAACAAAAUGGUAUUUAUGUGGGGCUGUUACACGGGCCAUAACGUUUGGAGUACAUUCAAUACUUUAAGAAAAAGAGGGGGGGGAGGGAAACUUUGGGGGCGGGGGGAAAAAGAAGCACAUUAUAAUGUAACUAUCCUCGCAAAUGAACUUCGAGAUUGUCCUUCGUAAAAUGGAAUAUUUCCUUCUUCUCCAUUGUAGACAUUUCCUUGUGGUGCAUAUGUGGAAUAGUAGUCGUUCAGCAGCAAUAUGUCCUUCUUGUGCAUGUUCUGUUCGCAUGUAUAAUGCAAUAAACUCUGUAAACUACUG